CAUCAAUAACUAUUCUAAACGUAAUUACGGGAUAGAUUACAGGAUGAGGAUAAGAUGGCUGUAUUUUUAUUGCUUCUUUUUUGUUCUGUGUCAUUCGCAGUGAAACACUCACUGGAGUAUCUCGUCACUGCAGCCUCUGGAGUCCCAAACAUCCCAGAGUUUACGGGUGCUAUGAUGCUUGACGGCAUCCAAAUGGCUUACUGUGAGAGCAACAACAAGAUACUGGAGCCAAGGCAGGACUGGGUGAAGAAAGUGUUAGCAAACGACACUUGGCUGUUGGAGAUAUACACUCGACAGUGCUUUGUGGUUCAGCCCAAAACAUUUGGAAACCACAUUUCAAGUCUGAAGGAGCAGUUCCAGAGUGAAGGUGUUCACAUUUUACAGAUGAGAGAAGGCUGUGAAUGGAAUGAAAAAACUGGAGAGGAGACUGGAUUUUUGCAGUACGGUUACAACGGAGAAGACUUUGUUGAGUUUGAUCUGAAGACACUGACGUGGGUCGCACUGAAACCAGAAGCUGCCUUUACUAAACAGAGAUGGGAUGCUGACAGUGUUAGAACAAAGUUCAACAAAAACCUCCUCACUAACAUUUAUCCAGAGUUGAUAAAGAAGUUUUUGUCCUAUGGGAAAAGCUCCCUGCAGAGAACAGUUCCUCCUUCAGUGUCUCUCCUCCAGAAGACUCCCUCCUCUCCAGUCAGCUGCUAUGCUACAGGUUUCUAUCCUGACAGAGCCAUGAUGUUCUGGAGGAAAGAUGGAGAGGAGCUUCAUGAAGGUGUGGAUCCUGGAGCGAUCCUCCCCAACCAUGAUGGGACCUUCCAGAUAAGUGUUGAUCUGAAUGUUUCAUCAGUCAAAUCUGAAGACUGGAGAAGAUAUGAAUGUGUGUUUCAGUUCUCCGAUGUCGAGAACAACACUUUCACCGAACUGGAUAAAGCUGUGAUUAGAACCAACAGGGGCAACAACAAACUCAGUAAUGAUCAAGAGAUGCCUCCUGCCAUGAUGACCCUCAUCAUUGCUGCAGUGGUUCUCAUCUUUGUGGCUGCUGUUGGAUUUGUUUACAGAAAAGGGGGACGAGGGCAAGGGGCAAGACACAAUACUGAACACACCAGUCCAUCACAGAGAUAACACACAGAGAUGAAAAACCAUUCAUGCCAAUUAAACCCAUGGAUGUCUUUGGAAUGGAAUGUGGGAUGAAAUUGGUGUACCCGGAGAACGCAGGUGUACAUGAUGAAACUCCACACAGAAAGGCCCCAGAGUGGAUUCAAGUCCAAGACCUUUAAAAAUGUGUUUUAUUGAUAUUGUAUAGAAAAGUCAUUUCUGUAUCAGUGAGUCUAAAAGUGUGUUGUUGACCUACAAUUUCUCUCAACAUCUUUGAACUCUGAGGCUGAAUCAAGAUGCCACACGAACAAAGGACACAACACCACAGAGUAUACAUAAGUAUAGAGACGUUCAGUUAAAGAAGUUAUGAGCAAAGAACAUUACUGGUCUCUUUAUUCUUUUUAUUAAUACAAUUUCUUAAAUGUCCAACAACAUUUUAAUCGUUUUCAGGAUGGGUCUUGGACUUUGCAAACAUAGAGCCCUUCUAAAAGUCUUCCGUUUACACUAUCCAUUAUCCUGCAUUAUCUAGAACCCCAGCUUGGUGUUAAAGGAUCUGCACUUCCAUUACCAGUUAUAAAUGUGAUUUUAUUCAAGUUUUACUCAGUCCUCUACUUUUUUUCACUAUGUUUCCUUUAAGCCAGUUUUUUCUAAACAUAGCACAAUUUAUGGCCAAAUGCUUUGGCAGUGUAAUUCUUUGCAUAAAUAUAAUUUUAUUCACAAAAAGAACUCUUUGAAAUGUAUGAAAUGCUCAUGAUUGUUCCUGUAUGUCAUGUCAAAACAUGUUUGAAAAAGUCCAAAAAAACUGAUGCUGCACACUGUAUAAAACACAAAAUUUGUGCCACACUCAAAUGUUGCCUUGAAUGAAUAUCUCACCAAUGAUGGCUGAAGAGACACUGCUUUGUCAGUCUACAAGUUAUCAGUUAUAUCAGCCUGUUACAUGUCGAUGCUUUCUGGGAGUUUGUGUCAUCAGUCUUGUUUUACACACUGCCAAA
Molecule: messenger RNA, 2084 nt
Organism: Pelmatolapia mariae (spotted tilapia)
Lineage: Eukaryota; Metazoa; Chordata; Actinopteri; Cichliformes; Cichlidae
Product: major histocompatibility complex class I-related gene protein-like
Exons: 6
Coding region: 55-1119 (354 amino acids)
Biological process (GO): immune response
Cellular component (GO): external side of plasma membrane
Source: RefSeq, a predicted model, not a curated record